Messenger RNA from Gavialis gangeticus (Gharial), 1479 nucleotides. RefSeq names its product receptor-transporting protein 2-like. Gene Ontology annotation, biological process: protein targeting to membrane; detection of chemical stimulus involved in sensory perception of bitter taste; protein insertion into membrane. Gene Ontology annotation, molecular function: olfactory receptor binding. NCBI's taxonomy places the organism in Eukaryota, Metazoa, Chordata, Crocodylia, Gavialidae. The record is from RefSeq and is a predicted model, not a curated record. The transcript has 2 exons.
AGGGGCCAGCCCAGGACUGGUUCGUGGAGGCAGGAGAGAGAGAAACGGGAGCAAGGGGGUCCUACCUGUCUCCCAGGGAGCUGCCAGUGAGCGGUCCCAAGCUCAGCCUGUGAUUUCACCUGCUUGGAGGGUGAGAGUCCAAACCAAGGAGAAGAUGAGGGAGCUGAGCAUGGAUUCUUGGAGAAAGCUAUUUUGGGAGAAGAUCGACAAGGCCAGUCUAAGAGACCAGUGGGACCUGAAGAUGCACUAGGACCUUUGUUACGACAACCUGACUCCUGGUUGGGUGCAGUCCGUGGAGGAGCACGCGCAUGCCAGGCAGGGGGAAGGACUAGAUGUGGCUUCUGGAGGGCCCCACGUCUCUAGGAGGUCUGCUUUCACUCUCUGCUUCCUUCAUCCUUUUAGGUUCCAGUGCUCGGGGUGUGGGCACGCCUGGUCGUCGGUGCAAGUGAUCAUCCUGUUCCACAUGUGCUUGGACGGGUCCAGGAGACAAGGCUCGGUGAAGAUGAGGGUCUUUGGACAGAAAUGCAACCAGUGCUCUUGGUGUGACUUCAGCAAGCCAGUAUUCAAGGCGGAGGGUGUCGACACGGUCUUGGAGAAGCUGGUGAUGAGCAUUCGGGAGAAAUGCUAUGGAGAGUCUGUGGAUCAUAGCCAGCUGUUGGAAGUGGUGAUUGGCAGGCACGGCGGGCCACAUAGGAGAGACAACUGUGAGGCUUGUCACCUGGGAAUACACAGGAAGACUCAAGGACCAGCGCAACAUGGGAGGCACAAGCACCCGGUGGUUUCCUGGGCACCCCAAAUGCCAGUGCCAUCCAUUGAGCCCUCCAGACCCAGCGUACCCCACCAGGCAAAGCUUCUGAAUCAGAGUUUUUACAAAGAUUAUGAAUCGCAGCGCCUUGUCCGGCCCUCCAGACCCCGCGUACCCCACCGGACAAGGGUGCCAGAUCAGAAUUCAGGCAAAGAUUUUGAAUCCAAAUGCCUCAUUUGCUGCUUGACAGUGGGUUGCUGGUUUUUUGCUGCUAUUUUUCUUUGUCUUCUCAUUCUCUACAUCAUUCCCAAUUGAAAGCUGCUCAGACCGUGGGUGCAGGGGAGAUACUGAGCCAUGACAAUUUUUCCACGUGCAGCCAGCGUGGUGGUUUGCUCAGGACGGGCGAGGUGGGGUUACCGGUUAUACCGGCAUGUUCGGGCAAUGGUGGGAGAUGCGUCCCUCCCCAAAAACCUUCAGGAACAGUUCUGCCUCUGAAGAUCCCAGCCAGAAUUGCAUCCUCCUGUCCUGUUCAUACAAAAAAAGGCUUCACCUGGGUAGUCAGGGAACAGAAAUGGUGGGAUAACCGACGGCACCCCAUCAGUAAGUGCUGCCGCAAAUAGUGUGUGAACGCCCCAAGAGGCAGACACUGUGUCUUCGGCUUGCCUGUCGAAUGCACAGAGCCCAUGCGACCAAUUCCUGAACCCAGGAAUUGAAAUGAAUAUUGCUUUUAACGA